This is a messenger RNA of Scheffersomyces amazonensis, 578 nucleotides long. Its product is annotated as transcription elongation factor. Lineage: Eukaryota; Fungi; Ascomycota; Pichiomycetes; Serinales; Debaryomycetaceae. The record is from RefSeq and is a predicted model, not a curated record. Gene Ontology annotation, molecular function: zinc ion binding; RNA polymerase II complex binding. Bases 128 to 466 code for a protein of 112 amino acids. Gene Ontology annotation, cellular component: DSIF complex; nucleus. The transcript has a single exon. Gene Ontology annotation, biological process: regulation of transcription elongation by RNA polymerase II; transcription elongation-coupled chromatin remodeling.
GAGUCACACCUGUGAAAAUUUGAAAAAUUGAGAAACAGUAGUAAGUCAUAGUACUAAGUAACUAAGUAAUAGUACUGCACUACUACAACUACACUACCACAACUACACUUCUUCUACUACAACCACAAUGUCGGCUAGAAGCGAAAGAGCAUGCAUGCUCUGUGGAAUAAUCCAACCGUUUAAGAAGUUUGUGGAUCAAGGAUGUCCCAACUGUGAGUCACUAUUGCAUUUUCAAGAUAACGAAGAAGGACAAGUUCAAGAAUGUACUUCACCAGCUUUUGAAGGAUUGGUAGCCUUAGGAAAUGAUAACCGAGCCUCAUGGGUGGCAAGAUGGUUAAGAAUUGAUUCAUUUACUUCGGGACUUUAUGCUGUUAAAGUAAAUGGGAAAUUACCUCCUGAUAUAAUAAGUGAAUUAGAAUCUCAAAAUAUUGUUUAUAGACCAAGAGAUGGAAGUGCUGAAGAUUAAGAUUAGAUUAAUAUUAAGAUUAAUAUUAAGAUUAAUCUGAUUACAGUUAAUUUAUUGUAUAUUAUAUAAAAGUUCAAUUCUGUAUGUACUAAGUACUAAAUACUAUUAAGAU